Columba livia (rock pigeon) is the source of this 24021-nucleotide messenger RNA. RefSeq lists its product as uncharacterized. The transcript has 11 exons. The coding region runs from base 11765 to 12472 and encodes 235 amino acids. The record is from RefSeq and is a predicted model, not a curated record. Lineage: Eukaryota; Metazoa; Chordata; Aves; Columbiformes; Columbidae.
GCCCGCCGCCGCGGUCGGGGGAGCCGGGGUUUCCCCGCUACGCGCUCUGCCGCGCAGCCGGUGGGCCCCGCCAGCGCCUCGGCGGCUGAGGGCGGCCGGGCCGGAUCGGGCCUGGCACCGGCCGCCACGGGGCAGCCCCGGGCCAGGCCCGCCGCCCCCUCGCAGGAGGAGCUGGGUCGCCAGGCGAGGAGCGGCCCCCGGCCGCAACGAGAAGAAUGGCAGCGUCAGUCAUCCAAUGCUGUAGCAGCACUCCAAUCUGCACGACUAAGAGGUCUGAAAAACAUCUCAUCUAGAAAUCAGACCUUGUGCAUACAGGCUUUCAGAUGACACUGCAUCUUACAGCUCUGUCUUUGGGAAGGACUACUUCUGCGCUGGAGUAAAGGUCUGGGAAUCCUAUUGAAUCACCUUUGAAGUCAAUCUGAAGCAUUUUGGAAGCUGAUCCUGCACAGAAAGCAAUCAAGGCUGUCAGUUCUCCAUUUUCUCAGGCUGUUUUCUAAACCAGUGUGAUGCCUCAGGUGCAGAAGAGAGACAAUAAUUAACAAUGUGUCCUACAGCAUCUUAGGGAGCAAUUAAUUUUGGUGAAUGGAUGGGGGAGGAAGAAGAAGGAAGGUAAGCUUUGCACAUUUGUCUGCUUGUGCAUGCACGGCUGUGCAUAUUGGAUAGAUGUACAUACAGAUAACGUAUGUAUGUCCCAUAAAGCAUUCAGGCUUUCACUCUUUUGCAGUGACUGGUGUGCACAGAAACUUCUUGAAAAAGACAGUGCCAUCUGCACUGAGGAGAUUAGGGUGUGUCAAGGAAUAUGCUUUUCCACUUCUCACAUUUCUGCUUCUCUCCAACCUGUCCCUGGAAGAAUCUCAGCUUUUAACCUGUCAAAACAGUUUUAAAGCUGGUCUCUGAUGUAUAGAAACCUGUGAGAUAGAACCCUGACAGCUACAUACUGUCAAAGGAGUAUGACUGCAUAAAAGAAAAAUAAAACCUCAGCACUUCUGAGUAAAAGGACAAGGAAAUGUAUGAGACUGCACUGACAUGUGGGGUAGUUUUUUCAUGCAUAUCUAUGUGCAUACACUAAUCACAGGAAAUACUGUAUUUAUAUAUAAGACCAUUUCACUGAUUUAUACAUUAAGACAUUAUAGUGUGUAUAUACAGCACUGAAAAUAAAAGAUACGCACACCUACAGAGAGAUUAAAAAUGAAAACCAUAUGAUCAACUAGAUUUUUUUCCCCAAAAUUUAGGUCCUGAAAUUAGAAAACUAAAUUCAUUUAUAAGCUCUUAAAUGCAAGUGGCUUAAUUUCAGAUGUGCUGAGCAACUGCUGCAUCUGCUGGCUUCUGUUAUUCAGACUGUCUCUGUUUCUGAAAGGCAGCUGUCAGGAAGGACAUCCUGUAGGGUCUCCUCUGACGUGUAUAGCUAGCAAAUAGGCAAGCGUGACUGCAGUACCUCUGUGCCAUAGGAGUAUGGCUGGAGAUAUGGAGAAGUGCUGCUGAGCUUUCUGACUGGCUGUGUGAUCUUCAGGGAGGAAUCCAGCAGAGAUGCUGAGGGAGAAACUCCAGCACACACUAAUUAAGUAUUUUUCUGCUUUGACUUCUUUACCCCUUUUUCAUAUCCCUCUGUCCCUUCUCCUUCACACACUGGUGCCCAUGCUGAAUGUAGAGAUUGUCUGAACCAGCACAAGAAACUCUUGCAGUAUUAGUUUUGAGAGGGGGAUGUCACAGAUGUGACUGCUUACUUCUGGGUGCCACACAGGCAAGCUGGGUGUUUCAAAAGUGGCUCAUCUCACAAGUGUGUGGUCAGAUUUGGCAAAUGGUUCUGUUAAUUAAGAGUACCUGAAAGCUUAAUAGUUAGCCCGAAUAAGGUGGUUUCUAAACCUUUAACUUUAUUCUGCAAUUUUGUAAUCGCACAAGCAUGCGUGCUGCGGCAAGAAAAUAGAGUGCCCCAGUGGAAAGCUACUAGUGCAUUCAUCCCUUCAGAGAACAAACUCAUUUGCCCUUUUCUUUUUAUGUCUGCUUAUUCAAACAAUUAGAUAAAUUAAAAACAAGAAGAUGUUCUGCUCUGAGCCACUCUCAAAUGUUUUGAGGCAGUAAAAUAAAUGAGAAUCAGUAAUCUAAUGCGAAACUGAUUUGAGCAUGUUUACAUGUUAUUAGGAAGCUAAAAGGUUUACUCAUGCCUUUGGUUCUGAGUUGAUUUAAAAAUAUGUACUAUGGCUGUAGAAACAGCUGCAUGUAGAGGCUGCUGUUAGCUGGCUGCUCUCUGUGGAAAAAAAGAAAAAAUGACUUGAGCAUUUGUCUUUUUCUCCUCCAAAUGGCCAGGCUAUGACAGCAGGGAAGACUAUAGACUGUCAGGAUGUGAAACCUGUCAUUUGUGCAUCCAAGAGAGGACUCUGCUAUGAAGAGAGAACUGGUUCCUUAGCCCUGUGUAAUGAUGAGCCUGGCCUAGAGCAGUAAGAGAGAAGAGGAGGCACUCACAUGAAUUAUAAAACAGAAUUCAAAGUGCACUGGUAAGGGAGAGGGCUUAUUUUCAGUGCUUGUCUCUUUUCUGCUGCUGGCAGUCCGUGGUGGUGUGGUAAAGCUAGCAAGCACCAAGCAAAAAUUGAAGCAAAAUAAUAAAAGAUGAUGAAUUCUUCUCCCUGUUUACUGUCAAUGAAAGACCUCUUUGUUUACACCUCUAAGAAUGUCUGGCAGUUACUGUAUUCCCUGUCUCCUGACAUGUAGUUGUUCGUUAGCCAUGCUACGCAUUUUUUAGUUAAUUUAAUCUUUCCUUUGAAGUCAUUCCCUCCAGCUUUGUCAUUUGUCUUGCUUUUGUUUGAACUCUUUCCAAUUCAUCCUGGCAUGAAGGUAGCCAGAUUGGGCUAUUUGGGGCCUGCUUUCAGGAAUGUGCUGUCAGGAAGGACCACUCAGCCCUUUCCAUCUCCCAGGUCACUUUAGUAAGCUCAUGGGAUCACUGGUGUCCCUGGUGCCUCCCUGCUCCCUAACUAUUUUACAGACGGCACACUGUGGAGCAGCUAAUAAAAGAGCUGCAAAUGGCACUGGCUGUUAGUUUGGGGUUUUUUUUUUUGUUGUUACUGAAUACCACAAUCCCAGUUCUGAUCCUUCUUCUUGUGUAUAUUCCUUAGGUCUUUUUCAGCGUUGCUACUUUUCUGUUUUCUUUCUCCCACCAAAUAGCUGUGCUGCAGUAGAUGAUUCAUCAGAUACGCUCCUCUGCAUUUUUCCAGUAAGUGUCUCCUUCAAUGUUUCUAGGCAGUAGCACCAGGCUUCUUAGUGCACUGCCUUAGGUAUUUGUGUUUCUUCUUGGAGGGCUAUUCCCAUGAAUUAAGAAACUGAUUAUUUUCUAGAUUUCAUGAGGUCAAGUCACCUAAUGGUCCCCACAUUACAAACAGCAGAUUUUGGCUCAGUUUGCUGCUGUUUUUCACUUUCCCAGGUCCCUCUCCAGAGCCUUAGUCAGGAAGACAGGCUAUGUGGUUUCUCAAUAGCUUCCCCUGGUAUGUUUCUUGUUUAGAACUAAAGUUAAUUAACACUUGUUAACCUUCAGCACUUGUUGAACUUCAGCGAUGCUUGUACAACGGGUUCUGCAGCCUUGAAAGUGGGACUGUAAAUAAUGGAAAUAUCUCAGGUCAGUUUUUAAAAGAAGAGAUUGCUGUCCCAUCCCAGAGCAAAAAUAUUAUUAUUCUUUAUGAAACUAACACAUCUUCUCUUCAUUUACCCAAAUGUAAAGACAGUGUCCAAGGGAAGGGUAGUAGAAAUACCAUGUCAGGUGUCCCAGUGUGAUAUUAUAAGUAAAUAAACCAUGGUACCCUGAGUAUGUCCAAACCAAUGAAUGUAAGAAUAUUUCAAAAUAUUUCAAAUGCCUUAUUAAAUUCCAAGUCUUGUAUUUAUAUCCUGUUUAUAUCUUGUUCCAUCAACCGUGUAGUUCAUAGUUCUGCCAAAAAAGCUAUCAGGAUGCUAUGCAUUAUUUAUUCUGUAAUAUUUCAUGAGUCAUACAAGGUAUUCAUCUGGAUGUUUAUUUGCUUGAUUCUUUGCUGUGCAUGCAACUGAUUUCCUGUACAGUACCACUUGGCUAAACCUGUGUUUUGUUCUGAAGGUUCUUGCUACUUUGGAAGGUGUCCAAGCUUUCUGCUUUUGUAGUUCCUUUUUUUCACCACGGCUUUUGAAAAACAGCAGUUAAAUGGUUCUCCAAAUGCUAAUUUUAUAAUCUCCUGUCAUAUGUAUAAUCUCAGUCUACUGAUUCAGAAAUAUUCAAUGUGAGUGUAGAUCAGGAGGAAAAGCCAUCAGGAUUAAUGGUGUCCAUGGACAGCCAAAAGAGUGGUAAAGCUCUGACUAGAAAAUCAUUUGAUAUAGAGAUGUGAAAAGCUUAAAAAAAUAGUUUAGGUGAGAGGUAGAGGGAGAGUUUUCAGCAAAGAGAUGGAGACCCAGUUGGAUAGAUACAAAGCAGUCUUUUGCAGAUGUCAGUAGAUCAAUGUGUAGAAAGAAAGGGGAUGUGUGUCUGCGUAUAAGCUGGAAAGUGGCUCUGCGGAGAAGGACAUAGGGUUCUGAUCAACGGCAAGUUGAACAUGAGCCAGCAGUGUGCCCUGGCAGCCAAGAGGGCCACCCGUGUCCUGGGUGCAUCCAGCACAGCAUUGCCAGCCGGGCGAGGGAGGUGAUUGUCCCGCUCUGCUCUGCACUGGUGCGGCCUCACCUGGAGCACCCUGUGCAGUUCUGGGCAACACAGGAUAAAAAAGAUAUUAACCUGCUAGAGAGUGUCCAGAAGAGGGCUAUGAAGUUGGUGAAGGGUUUGGAGAGGAAGCUGUAUGAGAAGUGGCUAAAGUCACCUGGUUUGUUCAGCCUGGAGGAGACUGAGGGGAGACCUCAUGGUGGCUACAGCUUCCUCACAAGGGGAGGAGGAGGAGGGGCGGGUGCUGAUCUCUUCUAUCUGGUGACCAAUGACAGAAAUCAAGGGAGUGGCAGGAAGAUGUGCCAGGGGAGGUUUAGGUUGGACAUGAGGAAAAGGUUCUUCCCCCAGAGGGUGGUGGAGCACUGGAACAGGCUCCCCAGGGAGGUGUCACAGCCCCAAGCCUGACAGUGUUCAAGAAGAGACUGGACAACGCCCUCAGACACAUGAUGUGAACAACAUGGGGUUGUCAUAUGCAGGGACAGGAGUUGGACUCAAUGAUGCUUGUGGGUCCCUUCCAACUCAGGACAUUCUAUGUUUCUAUGUAAGUGCACACACACACACAUACAUACAUAUGGUAUAUGUCUACAUCUUUGGACUUAUAAGUAGUAAAGGAGAAUCCAGAAGAAAAAUGAGUAUCAAAUAUCUUUGAGUGACAAAGUGAUGGGCCCUUUGGAGGUCAAAUUAAUCCUCUGAAAAGAAGGCAGUAUGUAUCAGCACUGAAUGUGACCAUAUUACUUGAAGAAGAAAGGUGGUAAGUCAGAAUCACAUAUAUUCAUGCAUGUGGGGAUACACAGUGCACACAUAAAGAAAUAAUUACAUGAGGAAAUUAAGGUAUGCUGAAGGAAACCUGGAAUAAAACUGAAAUCAGAAGACAUCAACAGAAGAUCAAGACUGGGAAAUCAGCAUGCGUUCAGCUAUGGUACUAUAACACAGAUGCCACUAACACCUGGGUUUCAGAAAGUAAGAGUUCAUUUGGGAGCAUUUUUAAAACUACUGGCAUUGCUGCCUUUAAAAGGCAGGAGUGGUCAUACUAGAUCAGAGCAGUGAUUCAUCUUGUCUAGUAUCUUGUCUGUGACAGGGUCUAGGUUAAGAUAUAUUGGAAGAGCAGCUGAAAUUCCAUAGUAGUAUUCAUCACAUAUUCUGCUCACCAUGAUGCUUUGUGCCAUCUCUACCAGUUAAUCAGCAUCAUAUAUUGUCCUUCACACAGUUUAAAAAAAAAAAAUAAGAAAAGGCUAAGCUUUUACAUACAUAAAUAAUCAAGAAAGGCAAUCCUGUGCGUUGGAUAGCUGUUUGUUGUGUGGGACUCGUGUGUCUGCUUUUAGGAAGGAUUGGGAAAGCAUCCUCAGGCUUCCCUAAAUGAAGAACAGGAACAAGAACACUUUCCAACUUACUGUGUGUUUUGACAGAAAACUAUUUAUUUAUUAUUAAGGAGGGCCUUGUAUUAAAAGAUGCCAUAGAAUUAUUUCAGACCGGCAGUCUGUAUAGAUACUCUAUUUUGGGAAAUUCUGUUUGCAUUGUUGGACGCUACUAAAACACGAAGACGUUUCUUCUGCUUUAAGUUUCUAUUGCUCUUGCUUUCUGACCCUGCAUCUAUUUUAGCAAAUGCUGCAGCUCAACAGGAGUGGAUCUCUGGGUGGAUCUAUUUGGUGCUGGGGAUCUGGUGUGCACAUUGUACCUGAUUCCAGAUUAAUUCAACCUUAGACUAGCUGUACUCUGAUCCCAGGAACUGGAGAUGUAUUAGGGGUUGGAGAGCAGUGGGUGCAUUCCUGAAGCUCAUCUUCCAGUUUAUUUUCACUUGGAGGCAGUCCAAUACAUGUACCCUGAGACUGAUCCCUAGUGCAAACCAAGGCAUGGUAAUCAGGAAAAACUGGGUUAUUUGGCUUCAGAAAUGCAUUCCCAAUCUGAAAAAAAACCUCAGUGGAGAGCUCUUUUAUAAAACAAAUGUACUCAUAAAUACAAAUAAAUUGUGCGCAAAGAUGGAUUUCCUCAUGGUUUUGUUGUUGUUAUUUGGUUGGUUGGUUGGUUGGUUGGUUUUAAUCAAAGUAUAAGUUAAAGGAUUUGAUAAAGAUCCAGUACAUAACCUUGUUUACGUAACUGGAACUUCAUCUGACAGAGAACGUCUACCUUCCAAAGCAUUAUUUUUAUGCACAUUUAAGCACAAAACCAGGCAAUAUAUUCAUGGAAAACAGAUACAGUAAGCUGUUAAUUUCUGUUUCUUUCUUUCUUUCUUUCUUUUUUUCUUAUGUAGUUUGUUCAGUAGCUGUUUAAAACAAAAAGAAAUGUAAGGGGAAGGCAGCAUGUAACUGUAGCAGUUAAACGCUAACUUAGUAAUUUAAUAAACAGAUAAUUUCAAAAUUGUGUUACUGAGGAACAGUAUCAGUAAUUAUUAUUGUAUCAAAACUGAUGAAAGAUUAGAGAUAAAAAAAUGAGAUAUAGUACAAACACUGCCUAUGUACCCCAUCUUUCAUCACCAGGCCUCUCCCAAGGGUGGGAUUAAGACACCUGAACUUCAGUGUCUGUGUGUGAGCAAACACAUGAGAGUCUUAAGAUCUCCUUCCUUCCCCAGCCUAAGGGCAAGGGCAUCUGCAGAGCCCUUAAGGACAGUCAUCAGUUGCCCACAGAUGGCUCUGAGGGUCCUCUGGGAUGCCCAAAGGUCCCCCAGAUGUCUGCCUGUGGCUGGCCAGUGUCAGAAGGGGCCAGGAGGUUUUCUGCAUUGCCUGGGAGCUCCUUGGCACCCGAACAACAGGAGUUGCCUGUGUUUAGACAUCUCAAUCCCAGGCAGGUGUCCAAAUGAGUUCUUUAGCAUCCACUAGCUAAAAAUAGAGUUUAGGCAUUUACAUGUGAAUGCCUCAAUGUAAAUGUCUUCACACCAAACUGAAUCCCAUAAUGUUGAAUGUGUAAUAACUCCAUAUGAAUUAUCAAGACAAAGUAGAAAAACACAUGACCACAUCCAAAGUCACUGUUUCAUUUUGUAUGGUUUCUCUUUGUACAUAUACCUGCAAUUAAUUGCCUCCAGUUAAUUUGCUUCGUCACUGUUCCUUUACAGACUUCCAGCAAGCAAAGACAACUAAGCAACUGCUUGAUAUCAUCUCCUGCUCAUCACCUGGUAUUAUGUGCAAUGCUGUGUCCCUAAUGAGCAGAUCUUGGUGAUAUAUCCAUUAUGUCAGGACAUGGCAGAGGCCAGUUUUCUGAGGAGUGGGCCAAACAGCGAAGUGGAAAAGCUCCACUGCUGUCAGAAAAUUAGCUGUUUCAGUAGUGCCUGAUCACACUAUGCUGGAGCCAUAUUCUAUGUGUCUAUACCCGUACCCUAAAUAACUAUAGAGAUGAGUUUUCUUAUAAUAGCAGUAAUGAGGCUGAUUAAUGCCAGGCAGAGACCAGUCAAUUUCUGUAAUACGAAGAUAGAGCCUUUCUAAAUAAAAUGAGCUUCUGCUUCUGGCUGAAUACUGCUAAGCCUCAAGAAAUAAGUAAGAUUUUAUGAAUUUCAGGAUCACUUAUCCUAUCACGUAUUCCCCAUCUGCCCCUCAAUUUCACUGUGCCUGUGUGCCCUGUCCUUUCUUCCCUGUCUCGCCUGAAGGACGCGCUCCUCAUUCAUCUCUGAUCUGACCUGCUGCCUUUAUUUGUGCUGUAAUGCCGGUAUCUUUGUCCUUUUUGGCCAGUCAACUCUUGCAUACUGAAACAUCCCAAGAUUUUAAAACAGCUGUCACCAGGUGUUAACUGAAGAUAUGCUGGAAGCAGUGAUUUUGAAAGGACACUGUGGUAAAAAGGAUUAAUGAAAACCUGUUACAUAUGGAAAAUACUUUUCCUAUCUAGCAACAGAGGUGAAAUUCAUUCAAAAGCAGGAGGUCAGUGCAAGGGGAAUAAAUCAUCUAAUCAUAGCCUGGGAAACUAGGAAAGAUAAAGAUUUGUGGUGGAUAAAUUUCAUAAGGGGAGAACAAGACUAGGCACAUCUCCCCAGGCAUCGUCAGGGCUGAUGAGACAUGAGGCGGCUCUGGCCAAGAGGCUGGAUCACCACAUUAGCUUGGUGGCAAACCCAUGUGAUCAGCUCCAACGUGCAAACUGAUGUGCAGCCCUACCUACUAUGCAAGCACGUGGAUUUUGGACAAUGUAUGGCUAAUGUCAAGGCAGCUGAAUGCAAAUAAAUGAAAUUUGUCUUUCUUUGCAUUUGCACAGUCAGAUGAACCAUAAUACCAGACAGAAGUACCAAAAAAUCCUAUCAACAUAUCCAAAUUUGUGACUUUCUCACUGAUUUUUUCUUUUUUUCAUAUCAAGUUGCCUGGAGUUUCUUGAGCAGCUUAACUGAAUAUCUAAUUAUUUUGUGUUUGAUUACAUUGAAAAAUACAUGCAGCUUUUUAAACCACUGUCUUUUGCUUCAGGGUAGAUUGCUGCUGUCUCAAAAGCUCCAUUCCUUCCCUUUUUGCAGUUGCUUAAGAUGAGAGUUGUGAGAUUAAAGACAUGGAUAAUGGAUCUACUAAGCAAAGAGGGAGUUUCAAAGGAUGUACAGUUCUAUGAGCUUUGUUGUUCCUUACAGUGCUAGAUAGUGCACUUAACAUCUGACCUUAUACGCAUACUGUAGGAAGCUAUGUGUGCCCUGGGGUCACAUGCAGUUUAAAUGUGUAUCAUGGUUGUUUCCUAACAUUUAUUUUGUCAUAAUGCCUAAAAGCCAUGACCAGCUGGGUGCCCCUGUAGUCAGUUAUAUCUAAAACUACAUAGUCAAAGGACUCUUUACCCCAAGGGUCUUGAAAGUGAUGUGUGCAUCGGGGCCCUGAGCACACCAGACACUGCAGCCUCCUCCCCUCUCCUCUGGUGCUUGGUUGCCUGUGCUCAAGGCCAUCAAGCUCUGAUGUGGUGAUGCUGAGGAAACAGACCAGUCAUGAGGAGAAUCUCUGAGAAGCCUCCUCUGGAGACCAUCCCUUAGCUCAGGAGCUGCACUACAGCUCCGUCCCUGGCACUGUUUCCCUCCAUGAACUACACUGCAGCCAUUCCUGCCCUGCCCAUCACCUGCUCUUGCCUCCUUGUCUUGGCUCCGCAGCCAUCUCAUCCCCUUGGCCAUGCCUGGCUGUCCCAGCUCUAUGGCAGGCCUUGGUUGCUCUUCCUGGGCCAAUUCUGCAUGCCAACUCUGGCUGCAGUGGGAUGGGGCUGUGAGGGGACUUCCCUGCCCCAUCCUGCCCCACUGCCCCGAAGCUCUAUGCCUUCACCCCACAGCCCACGCUUGCUGCUGUCUGACAGACAUGUCUGGUUCCGAGUGUGUGUUAUUUGUGAAGGUAUAUUUUGCCCGUUGUUCCCAGGUAGAUGUGCACAUUUAAAGGCAUAUAUCCCUUGACCACUUGGAGCUUUACCACACAAAGGUGCUAAAUGAGAAUGUCCUGUGGAAAUUUUUAACUGUAGGACAGAGGAAAUUCUUCAGCAGAAGAGGUUACUCAAAGGGAACUAAAGAGCAGCUCAGCUAUGAAAUAAGCCCUGAGGUGACUGUGAAACCACUGAAAAAGAAGAAGUGAAGGAUCUAGCUAUAAUGUGAAUGUGGGCACAGAUGCCCCUUUUGAAAUAACAUGCUUCAAUUCCAGGCUUUGUGAGUGACAGUGCAAUUGCUGUGUCUUAGUGUUCGUGCUCCAUCCACUACAAAGAAGAGUAUAAGUGGGAAUAGAAAUAUGGGAAUAGACAUUCUGGUAGUAACUAAGCUGUACCCAAACGCUAUGUACAAGCUGAUGGUUUUAUAAUGGGCACAUCUGCCCACCUCAAAAACCACUACAAAAAUUGGCAGGAUUUGCAGCAUCUGCUGGAAAAGUUUCAGCUUCAGAACAGAAGAAGGUGUUGAAUGUUGGAUUUUUGGAGUGCAGCUGCAGAGGUCCUGUUAUUCUUAGUUUCUUCUCAUGCUCUGUGAAUGAGCCCUAAAUCCUGACGUCAGUAGGCACAUUUUCUUUUGCCUUUUUUCUGGAUCCCCUCUGAGAUGUUGUUUUUUCCCCCUACUGCUGAAAGCCUGCUUUGAGCUUGUUAUGGUCUCCUUGUGAAAAUCAGGCUCUCUUUACACUUUAUCCACUUAACAGAGCUAGCAAGCUUAACUGAUAUUUCCAUGAACCUCUUAUUCUUUUUCUAGAACUUCUAGUGAUUUUGGCACUGCAUCUCUCAAAAGAUGUCAAAUAUUCACUGCAAAGCUUCUUUACACAGUUUAUAUCACAUGCUCUUUUAGUAUAAUGCUAAAGUGGUCUAAGCUUUCCACUCUUGCUGUAGGUAAUGCACAUCUUGGAGCUUUCUGUUACCUUGUGAACAUUUUGCACUCUUUCAAAAAAGGUAAGUUAUUCCUUGGUAUAGGAGUCUUCACAGUAUCACAGUAUGUUUGGGAUUGGAAGGGACCUCAGAAGAUCAUCUAGUCCAAUCCCCCUGCCAGAGCAGGAACGCCUAGGUGAGGUCACGUGAGUCUUCUCUGUAACUUGAACAUAACCGAUUAUCCUCAUGGGAUUUCACCACCUAACUGCCCCGCAGCUACUUGUUUCAGCCUUACCUCUCCACCAGUCCUCACAUUCUUUGGCAGUUCCAUCUACAACUCAUAAGCAACUUCCUCUGCUCCCUGCUUCUGCAAAACUAGACUUGAAAUUACUCCUGCUUUACCAUGAGCAGGCUUCCUUCAUCAGGAAACCAAGAGUUCAGUCAGUUGUCCAAGUCUGAAGUGAACUUUGUACCUGCCUUUUAGCAAUAAUGUAGUAGCUAUGUUCCAAGUUCUCUGAGAAGUUUCUCAAUGCCAUCACUGCAUCCGUAUAAACAGGUUUCUAAUGUCUACAUGUUUAUACACCCAACUGGCCCAUCAGGCUCUGUUAAGUUUGUUUUACAAAUGCUUCUCUUGUUCAUGGUUCUGUAAUGCCACCCUGUCUUUUAUCAAGAAAAAGCUUUUCUAUUCCAGUCACUUGCUCUCUGCCUCAUGAACAAGAUUUCUUCUGAAAAUUGUUUUUUUUUUUUUCUAUAAUACUCUCAUUUCUAUUCUCCAGAUAAAGAGAAAGUAAACAAAGCAAAUGUACAUGGAACCUCCAGAGCAUUUCAACUUGGUCUUGUGUUGUCAGCGAACAGCUAUCAUUCAAGUUCAAUGACAGGCAGAAGUCCUGCCUCAGCUUUGCUAUUCCUUAGAACUCCUGGAUGAGCUUCAGUCUCCAAGCAUACCACUUGCUUCUCACUUUCCUACAACUUCCCUGGGUACCCUGGAGGAUUGUAUUGCAAUGGUGGGCUUUGUUGGAGCACUCCAAUGUCAUCCUUUUAAAAGAUUGCUCUGCCAGCAGCAAUGGAAUGACACAAAUAAAAGGUCUCUGGAGGCUAUACCUACACGUGAAAGAAAUUCAGUGCCAUGGGAAGAGGUCCAGCCAGUGCCGAGGACCUGAUGUUGGCAAUUUUUCACCAUUUCAGGUACAGAAGAAGGACUCACUAAUGCUCGGCCUCUGCCUGUGCUCUGCAACAAGAUACAGCAAAGCUCAGUCCUCAAGCCUUCUUCUUGUGGCCAGUGCCGUUCACUGCAGACUGGCCCUUCUGUGCCCUUGCCAUUCCCUGAGAGAAGAUAGAUCUGCAGAUAAUUGGAUAUUCAACACCCUUGUUUCAGUUGUCAUAUUAUCUGAAGAAUCUUGUGCUUUGCUUCAUGUUCCUCAAGUAGUCCUCUUGAUUAUUUACUAUGGCAAAUCUGGGUCAUCCCACUUGCUUAAGCUUCAGACCCGAAGAGGAGCUGAUGUUCCCGAAAGAAGGGCUGUUGUGCCAAAAGCCUGCCUGCUUUUCCCAAGGACUACUCUUACUUCUUCCCCAGAAGCCUUGCUUUGUGCAGACUCUCAGACCAUUGGAGCUACAACACUACCAUGCUAGAGUCUCCACCAUUCUUUACAGAAUCUGCUUCAUACCUAUUCAUACUAAGAGAAAGAGGUUUUGGAGGUUGCAGCCUCCUAGAUGCUAGCCAAAACUGCCUGUGUCCUGUCAGUAUGCUGCAGCAUAAUAUACAAGCUUCAAAAAGGGCUAAUAUAUAAAGUCAACACACAUUACUUUAUUAAGUUCAUAGCAUCAGUCUAAUUAUUAAAAGCAUAGCAACAGUUUAAUAUUAAAACAGCUGUAUGUAUUUUAUGCUUUAAAAUCAAUCUGUCUUCAGAAAUUGAGGAGAAUUUCACUAUGUGGUUUUGCAAGAACUUGGUUUAGAUUUACCUGCUAGCACAGCAUGCCCUUUAGAGCUGAUGAAUAUAUUUCUUGUACCACAGUGGCUGUACUGCAGAUAAUAUUGGGAUAAUACCUCAAUAAUCAGAAUCACAAGAUUUUUAAAGUCCUGCUAUUUCACUUUAUUGCAUGAAGAUGCAGAUCCCAUUACAAGCUCACAGAUACUUCCAGUAUCUGAAUCAUGCAGGGAGAUAUUCCCCUGGGAGUCUCAAUUAUCCAGAUGCAAGAUGAGCUUAAAAUACAUAAGGAAGGGAGAAGGAAAAAGGAUAUAUGAUGUUCCAAUGUCGCUUGUUAUGCACAGGAUUGAAACCUUGAUGUCCAUCACAUACCAUUUAGUGUUGGGAAUGGAGACACAGUCUCUCUUGGGCCCUCUUCCAAAUAAAUGGGUGUUUCCUUCUGUAAGCUAUCUCCUCCAAGGUGAGGAUUAGCCUCUUUUGUAGUCUAUCAGUUUUGUGAAAUGAGGGGGUUGUAUUUCAGUUUUGGGAAAAAAAAAACAAAAAAUAAAUCUUUAUUAGCAUGCUGAAGAACACAGAGGAAAUAAUUCCAGAAAGAUUGUAAAAGCUCAGACACCUCAAUAAAUUAAGAUUGGAAACCUCUUUCAGUUUGUACUAGACUUCAAAAUUACAGCUUAAGAGCCAAAUACAGCUAUUGGCUGCACCACAGAAUCACAGAAUGUUAGGGAUUGGAAGGGACCUCAAAAGAUCGUCUAGUCCAAUCCCCCUGCCAUUUGACUUUUCACUGAUGUGAUUCUGCUUUUAGAUAGCAAAGUCAAAAGCAGAACUGGCUGUACUUGUCUUUCACUAACUUUCCUUAAAGGGUUAAAAAUAAUUCAGACUUUCAUGUUGAAGCUGUUUUAAAAGAAGUGUCACCUAUCUCAACUGAAAGAAUCUGUCUAUGCCCUUUGAGAGCUCUUCUAAUUAUAGACGUCAAGGUGUCCUUGAGCUUUGCAGCGAAUGUUGUUAUCCAGUUCCAUAUACUGUACAUUGCAGAUGAUUGUUUUAUCUUUCCAUCCCAAAGUACAUUUUCGGCUUUUGGUCAUAGGUUAAAUUUAAUUACAUUACCCCUUCUAGAGAUGAAUGCUCUAUAAGCACCUAAAAAGACGGGCAUAAUCAUUUACAGGUACAGAUACAAUGAAUUUCCUGCUUUUAAAAGCAACUUUUUCCAAGCAGAGGAUUCUUAUUUCCCAGUAUUGUAUUCAUUUGAGCACAGACUUUGUGAGAACCCUUUGAUCACAGUGGUGGAGUUACUGUUUUGUACUUGCUGAACUGACUGGAUGAAUGUCUUGCCUGAAGAGGUCUUAGUUACAUACUACUUUGACAUGGGGGUUUAAACAAAUUCUUCAUCAUGUUGGUUAUUUUCUCUGUGUUUUGGAGCAUGUAACUCUGUGAGUGCACAGAUUAUCAGGAAGAAACUAGGAAAACAAGCCGAAUUGACAAACAUACCGGAAAGACUUGUUUUAACAUAGCUAUAAAAUGGGUAAAAAAUGUUUUUAAACAUAAGUGAUAUUGGUCUGGCUUUCUGGUAGAAACGAUCACCUUCCAGUCUGAAAUAGAAGCAGAAAUCUUUCAACUAAGUAGGGAUGGAGAACAAUUGUUCUAAGUUUAACUUGAUUAUGUUGUUCAAUUAAUUAGGAACUGCUGGGUUCCUGGAGCAUAUAGGUGACCUGCUGAUCGUCAGGACUGAAAGUCUGGUUUCACUUACUGACUUCAACAUAAAGCCAUUAAUCAUCACUCUUUCCUCUUAUACCAGCACCAGGCUUCUAGACAUCUCGAUGAAAAUAAGCAACAAUAACCUAGCAGUUAUCAAGCUCCCAUGCGCUGACACAAUUACCUCCAUAAAUCAGGCAUAAACCAUGAGUCACCAAAAAGUCAGCAGUGCAUAGCCAGGCCCUCAGGUGCUGCUGCGAUUGCUCUUUGCACUUGUGGCCCCCACCUCACCAGCGAAAAGGGGCCUCUGCCCAGGGAGGACUUUCCUCUGGGGUAGGAAAUUAUACUGCUUUUUCCAACAGCUAUUAUAAUGCUUGUACCGCUCCCUGCACAUUUUCCUCACUUGGAUUCUUGGACCAUCACAGCUAUAAUGACAUUGUUACUACUUAUUUAACCUGUCAGAGUAUUUUACUGAGUCCUUAAACUAUCAGCCCAGGAUACCGUGGUAAAUUGUGCUGGUGGAGCUUAUUGUUGAUGAAAUACAACUCUUCAGUUCUAAUGUGUGUGUAUUUUUUGUGCUUGUCAGUGCUAUCUUCAAGAAAACAUACCAAGAUUUUAAAUGAAGAAAUACAGAGUUUGUUCGGAUGUUUUACAUCUUAUCUAUCCAUUCCAGAGGGAUAUAAUUUAUGCAUAGUGGUCUCUUUAACAACGUUAGUUACCUUUUUAGUUGAUUUUAGAACUUUUGAAAAACAUUAGAUUCUUAACAAUAGAAAUGCACAAAGCCUUAUGUACAGGUCACCUUCUUAAGUCAUUGAGGGAUUACAUUCAAUUAAUAAAUUGCAACAACUUGAGCAUUACAGAAAUCUUACAUAUCUAGAACAAGAGUGUAUUGUGCAGAAGUAUUUUAGGGAUGACAUAGCAAGGCAGACACUCUGAUAGCUGCAACAACUGAGCUCCUAAACCCCCUUCUGAAGUGAAGCUGGUAGUGAGUAUGCUAAGCCAUGGCUUAAAAGACACCAAAAGCAGCUUAUUCCACAUGCUUGGUUUGACCAUGGAUUAGACUGAGUAUGAGAAUACAACUUUCAAAGUAAGUUUUUUUUGUGUUAUUCCAAGAAAGUGACUCAUCUGAAUUCUGGUGGAACCACCUUUUUUAGCAUAAAUUAAUACCACAGUUCUUAAAAUUUCCCAUAUUAUUAAAGGUGGAACCACCUCUUUCAGCAAAAAUUAAUACCAUAGUUCUCAACAUUUCCUGUAUUACUAAAGUGAUAUUAUAUACCACAUGCAUUAAUUCUGCAGAGAGGCAUAGCUUUCAUCUUCCGUGGCCACGAAACACCCAGACCUGUUACAAAACCACAACAACAUACAAAUGAGAAAUUUCAGUUUCAUAUCAGAUAAUGUUUCCUGGAUACACACACUGCUUAACACAUUGCAUCAUCACUGCAUCUAUAACUGAAGCAGUUAAUUUUUAUUUUAUUACUGAUUUAUAGGACAAAAUACCACCAUAUCACUGACAUAUUACAAAACCAAAUUCUGCUUCUUAAACAUUCACUGGCUUUCCCUGACUGCUGUUGUCUUCUGUUACCCAGGAUGUUCAGGCUGAGUGCCAUUACUGUGCUUGGAGCUGAUAACAAGGUGAAUUGCAAGUCUUCCAGGCUUUCUCCCAUCUCUGUUUUGUGGUUUUCCAAAGAGAAAUACGUACUCUGAACCAUUUAUCUGAAAGUAGUUUCUUACAUAAUGUUUUUAAAGUUUUUACUUUUUAGUAACUGGCAUAUCCCAAAGACUGAAAACUACGAAAGGAACAAGCUAAAACAUAAUAUAUGUUGCCCUUUUAUAUAGAGAACACAUAGUGCCAUGUGUUUAUUCUCACUUUUCUUUGUACUGUUGAAUAUCACACAAGCCAAACACAGCAUAGCUAGCCGGGAUUUGAUUAUUGAUAUUGCUGAUAAUCAUGUCCCUGAUUUACAUCUGGAUUACAAAGAAUAUUGAUCCUUCACAAAAAGGCAAAGAGAUAAAUUUAAUUAGCAGAUACUAAGAUAUCAAUGUAUGCCUCUUCCUAUUAAUUUCAGUGAGUAAGUGACACAUAAAAUGUUUCUCUCAGAAAUCUUAUGACCGGCAGCUGUCUGAUGGUAGGCUGUAUUUAUAUAUGCUUUCUUCAUCUGAUAGUUUUGAUUGUAAAGCUCUACUCAAAAAUAAAAUUAAAAAUAAGAUCAGACAUCAGUCUCAAAGUUUAUUUGGCGAAAAUCAUGAUUAUAUUAUCAUUUUGUUCUCUAAAGUAUUACUGUGGCAUAAAUAUGAAACAUAGGUGUUUAUUUGGCUGAUGAGUCUAAGCCACCAUCCAGGAUCUUAAUCUUUUUGUCAAAUGAUAAUAAAUCGUAUUUUUAUAAGUGUGAAGACCCUUCUGUUUCUGAAAGUCAAAAGAGCCAGAAUUCUGAAUCUGAAACCUCUAACGUAUUUUAAGUUGCCCAUUAGACUCAGGUAAUGGUCUUCAGUUUCCAAAAUAAAAGGAGCUAUAUAAAAUUCAAGGUCACUUUUGAAGUCUUGAUCUGUUGAUAUUAAGUACGUGAUUGGGAGUGUGUGUUUUGUUUGAGAAGAAAAAUAACAUGCCUGUAUUGCCAAUUUCCGAUUACAUAGAAGUAAGGAGUGUUAACUGCAGUACUUAGACACAGAGUUCUUCUUGGCCAUUAACCAAGUGUGUUAAUCACUGCAAAUAAUCCUGAAACAGUAGACAGCACUGACACACCAUACAGCUUGUUUUCAACUCUCAAGCAUGCUAGAUUUGCACUCACUGUGUAUUGCUUUAAGCUCAUCCUCACAGCAGGCAGUUUUCUAGCUUUCUAACAAUUUGACAGCUAGUUGAGAUUCAUAGCGGUGAUAACAUUAAAACAAUUAAAGCUGUUGCAAUUGAGGAAAAAAGAAACAAGUUCUUAUGCCUAUUCUACUGUGUCAAAUUCAGCCACUUCAAGUCCUAAAGGAUUAACGAAGACUACAUGAAGUUAUAAAUACACGGUUUCCUCUUAGCAUGUGCUAUUACUUAUUACUGUAGUUAGCCUGUUUUUAUUAUUUUUGUAUUUUAUUCCUGCCAGUCACCAGCAAUACAGGCCUGUCAAAGUACACACCGAACCUCUCUCUCACAGUAAUACUGGGAAGCCAAUGGGAAGAGCCAGGCUCCCGAUUUCUCUGGACUCCCUCAGUGUGUUUCCAUAUCAGUGUGAUGAGAGUGAGAGAAAAUCUGUUCUACAUGGACUCACUCUCCCCUGUGAGUUCACUGUGGAGACAAGAUUGGAAGCUAGUAAUGUUUAGAUUUUUAGACUCCACUUUUAUGUAGACCUUGGAAAAAUGGUUGUCAAGUAUCUGAAAACCAAAGACCAGAAAGAAUCAGGGUAGUUUGGAAAGAACUGCUGGAAGCACAGUUAUGAAAUGCAUUUCUGUAGUGGUUUCAGUGGAUGACUCUCAUGUUAACAUGGCAUUUUCAGGACACCCUUACCACAGUGUGGUUAGGAGGAAGGGCAGAAAUCAGUGUUGGAAGGUGGAUCACAAGACCUCAACACAAGACACUUAAAGCACUUCUGAAGUUUGAGAGCAGAUUAAAUUGUCUGUAAAAGCAGGCAAGAAAAGUUUUCAUAUAAAUUGAAGAUAUACGUAUUCUCACAGAUUUGACAAAAAUAAAUGCACCAUCAUAGAAAUGUAAGACAUUCCUUGUCUCUAGCUUAUUGGGAUUUCACUCCUUCUAAACAGCCCUGACUUUUAGAUUUCAUGUGCAAAAGAAAACUGAUGGUUAGCAUGAACCUGGAUUUUUCUGCAUUCUGUGACAGACUCCCUGAUAAUUAAAUGGCAGAAAUUUGAAAUGAAAAGAAAAAUUGAAGCUGACAAAUGCAUUGAAAGAGAUAUAUGAAAUAAUCUCAAGGUAAUACCACUCAAUUUUACAUCCUGCAGCCCCUUAAUAGAUAGUGUUAUUCCAGAAAUCAUGCCCAUUAUUUUUCAAAACCUGUUAAAAAAACUUAGACAAUGUUAUUAAGAGAUAGUAGAAGCCAUAGGAUGGUAGAAAUGUGGCAAACUUGUAAAAAAAAUGAAAGUACUUUCUCCAGUAUACUCUAGUUCUCUGCAAGUCUCCUUCCAGUUUGAGCAAUUAACCUUACUAUAUAUUAUCAUAUCACAUUUGGGGGAUUAUAUCAUCACUUCUUUGAUUUUGUUAAAUUGAGAAAUAUGUCUGGAUGAAGAGGAAACAUGGUCUAGUGACACCCGUGGAAUGACAUGAUUAGUAAGGCUGAAGAGUGAGGCGGUUUUUGAAUGAUAACUAGGAAUUAUGCAGAAAGACAUUGUGAGGAAUGGUGAAACAAAGAUACUGCGUUUAUAAGUAGCCUAAUAGCCUGGAUUUCAUUUGCCAUUGUGUAGUCCCUGGAAAAUUUCAAUACCAUAUAAAAAGAUACAUUCCACUGGAUCUUUUUACGGAAAAGUUUUACAAAUUUCUGUACAGGUUCAGACUGGAUUUUCAUUUUCAUUAACUACUUUCCCAUCACAUUUUGAGAUCUCAGGUUAAAUACUUCCUUGGAAGCUCUUAAUUAAGAACAAAAGUAAUGUACUUUCUGAGUACAUUCUGCCAGAUUUCCAAAGAAAUUGAGGCAGUCUCAGAGGCAAAUCACUGCUUCAGACAUAUUAACUUUGCAAAUAGCCAGAACAGUUAAAGACUUUCUUGAAUUUAGUAAUUAUUGAUUCCAGACGGCUGCUUAUACCCCAUUGCCAAACUCUGUCCUCACCACUGCAGGGGAAGGGCUAGAGCAUCCCCCAGUCUCUCCAGCACAGCCCAGCUCCACUGGUCAGUUUGGACAGCGAGAGGUCAGCUGGGGUAAGGUGGCCAUCUAUGUGGUGCUACAAGUCCAAGUGCGCUAAUAUCUUCUCCUCCAGCACUGAGCACUGGGGCAGAUAUAUUAUCUAACUGGCACAGCCUGGCACUUUGUCUCCAAAUGAGUUAAAUAAUAUUCUACCAAACAUCUGGACUAUUCUGCCUGACUGCUUGAGAUCUCAAUUUGAUUCUUGCAUGGUCAAAGACUACUCUGUGUUACACCAGGCCACUGAAGAGCAUUUCCUACACACAAUUGGGGACAACUUUGGAAACAAAAUGACUGAAAAAAUCUUUCUCACAGAUUUAAAAGACUUCAGUUGGUUGGUUAGGUUUCCCCUCCUCCUUCUCCUCCUCCUUCUCCUUCUCCUCCUUCCCCAUUCCCUUCUCUUUCUUCCUCUUCCUCUUCCUCUUCCUCUUCCUCUUCCUCUUCCUCUUCCCCUUCCCCUUCCCCUUCCCCUUCCCCUUCCCCUUCCCCUUCCCCUUCCCCUUCCCCUUCCCCUUUCCCUUUUCUCUCUCUCCCACUUCUUUGUCUUUUUCUUCUCCUUCUCUUUUUCUUUUUUCUCCUUUUCUUUUUAUUUUUUUCUUUUCCUUUUUUUUUUUCUCUUCACAUAUUUUAUUUUAGGAAUAUAACUUCUCACUUUUCACCAUAGCCCAUAAUAAGACUGAUGAGCCACGGAAGCUAGCAGCAGGAUUAUCCAGCCACCCUUGCUCUCAUGGUGGAUUCCAAUAUAAAGGUCUUGAUGACCUCUGGAGGCCAAAGUGGGAAACUUGAAAUUCUUGCCAUAUAUUCCUGCAAGAAAAGGGUAGAGCCAUGACCGAUAUAAACCAAUGCUCUCCAUUACCACUAAUUAGGAUAUCCCACUAAGGAUCAGUUUCAAGAUGUAGAAAAGGACUGAGGAUAGAAGAAUUUGGAAAAGCUACAUUUUGGUUUUAUUGAAGACCAAAUGUGCUUGACACAGGCAGAAAGACAGUAUCUGUGGCUCUUCCACAAUGUACAUCGAAUAUGUUGUGGAAUGUAUUGAAAUGCCAUGAUUUUAAGUAUGAUUUUCUGGAUUUUCUCAUCCUCUCUUGCUACAGAGAUUCAAAUAAGUUCACAAAACCUCUUUCUCAAGUCUGACUUCUUACCUUUAUCCUCCUCACAUUUGACUGCUUUGCCAAACCUCUGUUUUAAUAAUUUCUUUGCUGUAGAGAGGUUUAAACUGCUGUAAACAUGGGGUUCAGUCUGGUUGUCCUUAAUGACAGUGAAAAUCAAUCAUAAUCAGUGUCAAAUGAUGAAUUUGACAGAAGGUAUCCUUCAAUAUUCAAAAGGAAAAUUUCCCAACCUUAGCUAUUCAGGUAAAAUUUUGAUUGAGCUAAUCCCAAAUUUAGGUUUAACCUAGGUUUAACAGAUGCUUAAUUCUGUUGAAACAUGAAGGACUAAACACCCACAUAAUGUCAAAACCAUGCUUAAGGGCUUUGCAGAAUCGAAGAUUAUACUGUUAUUUACCCAAGAUAGGGUAAUUCCCACUGUUGUCCUCUGAUACUUACUUUUGGCAUCAUCCUCCUGACACUUCACUAUUGUCUUGCCAGGCUUUAGUGAUUAAGAUUAGAAGGGAUCCUUUGAACAAGCAGUCUGACUAUAUGCACACAAAGGCUUAAUAUUGGCCCCAUUAUCCCUGCCUGGAGACCAGUUACUCCUGGUUAACUGAAGCACUGCUUCCAGAAAGCCACUUUGUCCUGACUUGUGGUUAUAAAAUAUAUUCCUCUAAUGUCUUGCUCCAGUGAUUGAGGCCUGUUAUUGUUAGAAGAUUGUGCCUUAUUUCUCAAAGGGCUGUGGCUGGCCUCAACGUUCAACAUUGACUCUUGAUGUGCUGGUCUCGGCUAGAGUUCAGAGCCCUUUUGCAUCUUUCCCCAGGAAGGCACUCAGCUCAUGGCAUUUCUCAUUCUUCUCUUUGACAAGCUAAACAGACUGUCUUCGUUUUUCACUGAAAUAAAUUUUAAACAUUUUAAUUUCAAUUUAAUUUGAUUUAGUUUAAUGUAGUAAUUUUCCAAAAGUUUGAUAAUUUUUGUGAUACCAAAUAAUCUGACUUUCUUUUUAAAAUGUAGGCACCAGAACUGUUACCUUUCAUAGUAAUAUUCAGUUAAAACUUAAAACUUUUUCAAAGUUCCUUGUGCUGGAACAGAGGGCAUUAGUCUCUUUCCAUGGCCUGCAUCCCAUAUUCCUACACAUACAGCUUUUCUUUUGGCUCUAUUAAAAUGAUUUGGACUCAACUUAUGAUCUAUCAAGAGCGUUCUCUGUUGGUGCCUUGCCCUCAUUGCUGUAGACAUCAUUAGAUGCAUUCCUGUAUGUAGGCUUAAAUCAGCCAAAUUGUAUUAGAAAUGAUUUUAUAUUUGCUUCUAGAACACAAAUAGAAAUGAUGAAUAGUAUCACUUAGCACUAGUUUUUGUGGAAAACACUUAAGAGAUGCCCUCAUGGAUUGCCCUUUGAGAUCUUAGAACUGUUUAGUAUAACGUUAUUGAUAUGGUAUAGUGCCAAUUUCUCAACUGGUGUGCAUAUGUAUGCGUGUGUGUGGUGAUAACAAAUAAAAGAUACAGCAAUUUCAUCUGUUACACAUAUAGAGCACAGCAAUCAGCCAGCAAGUGACCUCACUGGAGAAUGAAAUCAGGUUUCUUUUGACAAGUCUUGUUGCAAUCCAAUUACGUCAAGUGACUUUCAUUGGUCUGAUUGUUAUAACUUCAUUUUUAUAUUUGUCUGGAGUUGAAGUCAGAAAAACUGUGGUCUACUGCUGCCCACAACAGGCUGCUGGUCAGGCCUGAACACUUAACCACGGGAAUUUUGUUAAGCACUGUGAAUUAGCAGUAAUUAAGGUAUGUACGUCAAUUGGAGGUCUCCUUGCCUCACUCUUUUAUACUGAUGGUUACUCAGGCCAACUACUUUAUAAAUAGCUGGCAGAUUAAAAUAACGUCUUGGUUUCAGUCCCUUUUUAGUAAUAAACACAUUUCGUUUCUUCAUGAAGUAGUGAGUUAUACUGCUUCCUUCCAAAGAAAAAAUAAUAAUUAUUUAUUAAAAGCUCUACUAUUUUCCUUCAUUACUAGCUGUGCUGUCAUACCUCUGUCUCAUGAUAGGUGUCUUUAGUAUAACUAAGAUUUCUUUUGGUCCUAAUAUAGUUGCUUUAAUUUCACAUCACCAUUCAAGAUGCCACCCAUUCAAAUUUUUUCCAAAGUUCUUUGCUUUUGACUUCUGUUCUCAAUUUGCUGUGCUUCAAAAGCUUACACUGGGUUUACAAGGACUGCUAUCUAUUCCUCCUUUUUUUUUUUUUUUAUUUGCAACAUUUGUUGCUUAACUUAUCAUCUUCAUCUUCAUUUUGCUACCGAACUAAAAGGAGCUUUUAGCAAAACAUGACAUCUUUUCAACUGUACAUCCAUGGCUUUUUAAUCAUCUAAUAUAAGUUUCUAAAGGGUCCUCUGAGAAGCCAGAAAAAUGAGACUGCCAAACAGAAAAUAAUUACUUCUCAUAAUUUUCCUCAGCUUGAGAAAACUAACCCUUAUUCUCUGUUUUUCCACACUGAAUGUAAUCAGAUUGUGAUUGCUGAUCUCCAGACUUUGCCAGCUUCCCCUCCGGUGACUGGGUUUUUUUUAAAUUAACACAACAUAGCCCGCAACAGAAUUGCUUUGUGAUGGGCACGAUAUCAUUGCUGUAAGAAUGUACCAUCUACUGCUUUGGGACUGUGGUGUUUUACUACAAGUUCCCUGGGUAAAACCUACAAUCCCUCCAAUGUCUUUUUGUUCUCCCCCUGCACUGGGAACAAGUGCUCAGAAAGACAACCGUGCUGCUGGCCCACUUGAUCCAUGCCAUGGGCGGCAGCAGCCACCCCUGCUCAUCUCUGACAAUCCGGUUCCCCUCAUGGGUUUUGUCUGUCAUGCACCAGACUGUAAUUCUGCACUUCUCUCAGUCAUGCUGUACCGGAGCAGCUCCAGGUCUAUAACUGUCUGCAUUGCUGGCUGCGUUGGAAGGAAGAAACAGGCAGCAAGAGAUGAGCUCUCCAGCUUGACAGAUCCGGGUCCCCCAGUGUGUGGGAGAAUCCUGCUCAAGUCUGAGCUCCCCUCAACACUCAGCAGUGCAAAACUGUUGCCACUGCUGCAAAGUCCAGCUUUGGACUUACACUGGCUGGAUACUCUGGCAUUUUCUGGAGUAUCAUAAUACCAGGCUGGUGUCCUCAGCUGAAUCUGCUUUGAACUGUCUCCCCUGGACAGCAAGGUGAGGGGCAAGAGGACAUGGCUUUCUUCCAUGGGCACACCUCCACGAAACCUGCACAGGCUUUGUGUCCAACAUCCACCAUAUUCAAUGAGUUGGUUUGAAUUUCAAAAAAAUAUCUAGAUAUAGGAAAUGAAACCAGAGCAAAAAGGUAGUAGAGAUGUGCUGCAAAUAUUUGAAUAGAAGCACCGUAAGAACAUUUCUUCACAGCACUGCAAGAAUCCUCUGUUACUGAGCUAUUUGAAGUCUCUACCAUUUUUGUUUGAAGUAAUAUAAUGUGAGGGGUUUUUUGCCUCUGAUGCUCUCUCAUUUUGAAUUAUCUUUUCCUUCCUAAUAAAUUAAAAAAAUUUCCAUCGAAAACAGCUAUCACUUCACAGCCCCCACUUAAUGUAAGAAAUCUGUAUGGAAUUGCACCCAGUAUUUCGCUUUGCAUAACUUAUUUGUGAAUUGUUAUUAAAGCUGCUUGCAUAAUAAAAUUAAAUACAGUUUA